Messenger RNA from Striga hermonthica, 1758 nucleotides. Lineage: Eukaryota; Viridiplantae; Streptophyta; Magnoliopsida; Lamiales; Orobanchaceae. The record is from the annotation of a GenBank genome assembly.
AUGGGGCUUCUUGAUCAGCUUUGGGAUGAUGUUGUGGCCGGGCCUCAGCCCGAACGCGGCCUCAAACACCUCAAGAAAGGCUACACCAACAACUUGAACAUCAAAGACAUUGGAGAGGGUAGCAGCGGGCCCAAGUACGCCAGGUCACUGUCCAUGCCGGCGAGUCCCGGGACGCCUCCGACGCCGGGAACGCCGUCGCCGACGGCGGCCAACGUGUGGCGGAGCGUUUUCAACCCGGGAAGCAACCUGGCCACUAAGAGCAUCGGGUCGGAUUUCUUUGACAAGCCACAGCCCAACUCUCCCACUGUUUACGACUGGUGCACGCGCUUCUCUUUUCACUCGAACGAAGCCACACUCUCAAUUACCUCCCUCUCGUCGCUGACUCCGUCUCCCCACCACCUCACCACCGCCUCCACCGACCGCGGCCGUCACCGAGACCUCCUCCGCCCAUUCGGCUCAAUGCCCUCCCAGAAGCGCUCGCCGGAGGCCGCCACUCCGCCUCCUUCUCCUCCGCCGCCGCCCGAGGAAGAAAAACCCGAUGAUUCGCUCCAAGGCAGCGAGAAUCACAACCAGAAGCUGAGCGACAGCGAGAAAGAUAUUUUUCCUGUGGAUUCCAGAGAUAUUACUGUGAAUUUGGCAGAAAUACGGAAGGAUGUCCAAUGCCCCAUAUGUUUAGGUAUCAUUAGGAAGACAAGGACUGUCAUGGAGUGCUUACACCGUUUCUGCAGAGAGUGCAUUGACAAAUCCAUGCGCCUAGGGAACAAAGAAUGUCCAGCAUGCCGCACUCAUUGUGCCAGCCGCCGUUCUUUAAGGGAUGAUCCAAACUUUGACGCCCUCAUUGCCGCUCUGUUUCCCGAUAUUGAUAAAUAUGAGGAGGAGGAACUGGCUUUCCAUGAAGAGGAGAUGGCUCGCAAUAAGCAGAUCCAAGCUUCAAUUUCACAGACAUUUCGCCGGCAGGCGGAAGCACUUGGAAAGAAACAAGCACCACCUAGAGUGACAGGAGCCGCUUUUUCUAGACGUCAGAGCACUUACCGGAACUCGAGAGGAAGGCCAACCCAUCGGGUUUCUGAGAUCCAUGACUCUGAUGAAGACGAAGGAACUAAUGGCAGCAAAGAUUCAUCCUCUGCUGAGGAUCGCUCGCCUGAAGUAAAAUCAAAAAGGCACAAAAGGUGGGGAGGUCGGUCCUCACAGCAGUCAUCGGGGGCCAAUCCAGAUGACGACAACGAGCCGGAAGCCAGCAGAGUACUGCUUGGUGCUUCAGCCGGGCUUAUAGGGGGCACUGAGAUUCUUGCCUGGGGAAGAGGUCGCUUGCGGAGUAACACAAGGCACGGUGGGCAUGGUCGGGCCAACGGCAAACUGUCAAGGAAUAACAGGCUCAUGAAGCUGAUAGAGCAUCUCAAAAGUGCAAAUGAUAAUGAUGAGUUGAAUGUUAAUCUCACGCUUGUUUCGCUGACUGAUGGGAAAGUACCCUGCCUGAAGCGGCCCUAUCUAUGCUGUAGCCAGAACUCAUCAGUUGGACACUUGUGCCAGUAUGUUGCUAUGCAGACAUCCACCGAAGCUGAUAAAAUAGAAAUUUUGAUGGUAAAAGAUUUUCCUCCUGUGAACAUCUCUUCUAGUUUCAAAGGUGAACUUGGCAUUGUGAAUCCCUGUCUCAACGAGAUGGAGCUGUUGAACGAGGAACAAAUGUUGGGGGAAAUUCGUGCCAAUUUUACUCAGCAGAACCUGGUUUUGGCUUACCGUGAAAAGGCACAAGUCUAA